Messenger RNA from Hordeum vulgare subsp. vulgare (domesticated barley), 3467 nucleotides. RefSeq lists its product as uncharacterized. Lineage: Eukaryota; Viridiplantae; Streptophyta; Magnoliopsida; Poales; Poaceae. The transcript is spliced from 2 exons. The coding region runs from base 14 to 1582 and encodes 522 amino acids. The record is from RefSeq and is a predicted model, not a curated record.
AGGCCAUGGCCGGAUGAUGCAGAACAGGUGGAGCGCCGGCGGCUGCGUGACCGUACACCGCACUUCACAGGCCGAGGCCCAACCAGCAACCAUGGCGAUGCCGUCAGCGCGAUGCGGGCGCGGGUUGCGCGGCCAGGGGAGGUCAUCCAUCUGCAUGCCGUCGGCGCGACCAGCAAGGGUGGAACCGGUGCGGCGCCUCUUGCGACCACGGCGGCAAUGGCGGGCGCGCCUGGCGGGGUCGUCGUCGCGGCGCCCCUGGUCACCGCCCUGGCCGUCGUCGGGAUCGACCGCAGGGGCGGGGAUGCUCGGCACCGGGGUAUCGAGCUCGGCACGGGCGAGCGUGAUGAACAUCGGGUACGUGAGGGUGGAGAUGGCAGGGGCGUCCGACUGGUGGCGCGAGGGGUGUGACUCGACGAUCUCCAAGGUGGCAUGGCGGCGAAUGCGGGCCGGGUCUGCGGUGCGGGCAGAGAGCCGGAACUUGGCGAGGUCGGCGCGGGAGCGCGUGCUCGGGUGCAGCCUCUCAAUCCAGCAGCUGCUGCCCAGGAUGCUCCGCCGUGGAGAGAUGCCAGGCCUGGGCGGGGAUCCCGCGGAGCUCGAGCUCGACGCGGUAGUCCAACCUGCCGGAGCCAGCAUGCGCGAGCUUGCACCAUGGAUGCAGCGAGAGGGAGAAGCUAGGGCCGGAGAUGAAGUGGUCGCCGGCGAGGCUGUCCUUGAGCUCAUGGGAGGCGAGGACGAUGAGGAAGUCCUCCGGGCGGUGGAGGUGCACGGAGAAGUCGCCGGGGUGCAGGGCGAGGGAGGUGUGCAGCAUCUCGGACACCUCUUCCGUGGAGACGACGUGUCGCGUCCCAGUGAUGGUGGCCACCAUGGCCCGGCGCAGGACGCCCUCCGUCUCCUCGAUCUCGACGGAGCGGGCGAGGAUGACACGCACCGGGGUGGACGGGACAUCGGUGCGUUCCUAGGCCUCCAUGGGGGGCAGCAGCGGGGGUGUGCGGAGCGCCGCGGGGCGCGGUGUCGCCGACGGCGCGGUCCUCGUCGUAGGCGCGCGCGGGGAGUGGGCGCGUAUGCCGGGGCGGCGGCGGUCUGGGCAUUCCCAGGACUCGUGGCCAGACACGAGGCAACGGCGGCAGCGGACAUCGCCAGUGCAGUCGCGCACCCUGUGGCGCGAGUCCAGGCAGCGGAAGCAGAGGCCCGCCGCCUCCUCGGCCGAUGGGCUGCGGUGGCAAGGCGGUGCAGGGCCAAGCGCAGCGGCACACCGGGGACGGCGACGUCGGUCCCUGCGUCGAGGGAGCUCGAACCCCUCCUGGUCGACCUCGGCCGCGGCUCCUGCGCGCUCUACCUGGUGCACCUCCGAACGUGGCCCCAGGCGAGCCGUGGCCGGCACCCGGCGCACACCAGCCGCAGGGGGCGGGUGGGUCGGCACGGGGUGGCGAAGCAGCCUGCUGGCGCGCCGUCGGUACCGGGGAGCGCGGGGAGUCGACGACCUCGCUGUAGGAGUGCGCGGAGGACGAGCCGUCGAGGGAGACCUGCCAGCGGCGCGCGUGGCCGGAGGAGCUCGCCUCGCUGGAGCAGGAGAAGGCCAUGACGAGGGGAGGGUGCCGGCAGAGCUCGACGGCGGCAGGAGGAGGCUGGGCUAGGCUAGGUUAGGUGUUGGGGAGCGGAGAGCGGAGCGGCAUGGAUAAAGGAGUUUUCACAAAAAUAAACGGGUACCCCAGUACUUAAUGCAAUGCAAAUACAAGCACCUUGAUUCACUAUGCUGAAUUUUGUUUGCAAUGAUAGUCUGUUGAUCUAUGACAAGAUUUUUAAACUCUCUCAUAGAUUCAAUAAGACUUGUUAUGCGUUCUUUGAACUCUUUUUCUCUUUAUAAAUGGUUGAAAUGAAUAUUUUCUCCUUUUCUUUGAUGAGGUUACCUAAAUAUUGAUUUUGUUUCUCGACCUCCUUUAGAGAGUCUGUAGCAUUUCUAAAUCUUUCAAGUAACUUACUCAAAUUUAUCUCACUUUGACAUACAUGCUGGAGACCUUACUCCAGCCUGCCGACAAUCACAUCAAACUCCUUGUUUUUUUUUUCUGAUAUACAUUUAACUUUGUCUGUAAGUAAAUCAAGUUGAUGCAAUAGUAAAUCCAUAUGACCCUUCAUUGCUCCCAAUUCGAUCUGACACGCCUCUUUUCCCCUCACUUACUUUACUUAAAUGCCUUGCUUCAUAUUAUGCCCCAUCUCAUUACCAUGUAACUGUAUUUCUAUUUCAUUAACGAUCUCUCUUAGUACAAUCAUCUCUAUCUCUUCUCUAAUGAUGGUUGCCAUCCUGGUGUCUUCAAUGUAGACUCUAACACGCCAAUUUUCUUUGCAGGAUCUGGCUCUAUGGUAUAAGAUGCAAUAAUGUGUGAUGCCUGGGUGGGAAAAGCACACACUUCUACUUAAAUAUUAGUGGAAGCACCUUGUAUUUGCUGGAUUUGAGAAUCUAAAACAUUGCUCUUGUCUUGUCGGCCAACAAAUGUUUCUGCCUUGAUGCCAGAAGUACGAUGGAUCACCAAAAACCUUGUCAGGAGAGACUUUAAGACAGUCAUCCUUUGCAGGACCAUUUCUGGAGGAAUGUUCCUUGUCUAUGUUUACUCACAUCUUCUGUGCCAUCAAAGUUAUGCUGGGAUCUCGAAAGCCCCACUCAGAAUUCAAGAGUGGGAAAUGACACCAAGCUGUUAUAAACUUCAUCAUAUUUUCUAUCCCAACCCUCAGGCAAACUUAAGCCCAUUUCCAAGCUGCAGUAGCCUUUGGUUCGUCGGCAUUAUCUCUUCAUCUUUGGAAGCAAGCUGCUGAACUAUUUCUUGUUCUACAUCUUUUACAAACCCUUUGAAGAUAGAGGACGUCACAAGUGUUGAGAUAUCAACCAUGGUAUUUAUAUCACCCCACAAGGAGUCCAUCUCAUCCACGAUGAUUAACUCAUUUUCCUUCCAAAGAAGUUUUAUCCUGAAUACUGGCAUUUCCGUUGGUGUCACUGAGUGGCAAAUCCAAGCUCUGUUCAGCCUGAAUAGCGGCACUUCCGUUGGUGCCACUGGGUCGAACAUCCAAGCAGAAUGGGAAAACACAAAAUAAGGACAUCAAAGCAACUGACUACAGCUGUAAUUAGAACAAAGUUCAUCUAACAACUGCAUGGAACAUGUUAUACCGAACUUCUAACACUCUACAUGCUACUACAUCUCACGUCAUGUGGAGCAACUGAACAUAAGGACAGAAGCAUCAGUAUAGUCCAAAUACUCUACAUGCUACACCGGACUUCAUGUGGAGCAACUGAACGAACGAGCUACGACAUGAGACUGAGAUUCAGAAUCCAGUGUAACUCAGCUGUUAGUGUUGAUCGUGUUAGUGAUCAGACUCCGGUGUAUCUCAGCCGAUUCUACUCUAUUCCAAUGGGGAUAUUCAUCAUGUAACUGCUGACGGGAUUAGUAUUAUUAAUACUGAAAGAUUUGUUUUAGUUA